CCCGCCCUGCGCAGUGACCAGUGACAGAGGCUGUUGUUGUGUCCAUUAGCAGCAGCUAGCAACUCUGGAUCUCAGAAAAAGCACUUAUCUGUGCUUCUGGCUAAAGCAUCAAAAUGCCUCUGUUUGAAGGUUUAGGGAGCGGAGGGGAGAAGACUGCCGUUGUAAUAGAUUUAGGAGCAGCCUACACAAAAUGCGGGUUUGCUGGGGAGACUGGCCCUAGGUUCAUCAUCCCCAGCGAGAUUCAGAGACCAGGCCUUCAACAGCCCAUCAAAGUAGUGCAGUACAACAUCAACACAGAGGAACUUUACACCAUCCUGAAGGAGUUCAUUCACACAUUGUACUUCAGGCAUCUUCUGGUCAACCCCCGGGACAGGAGAGUGGUAAUCAUCGAAUCCAUUCUCUGCCCCUCACACUUCCGGGAAACCCUCACCAAAGUCUUUUUCAAGCAGUUUGAGGUGCCCUCAGUGCUCUUCGCUCCCAGCCACCUCAUGGCCAUCAUGACGCUGGGCAUCAACUCCGCCCUGGUCAUGGACUGCGGAUACGCGGAGACACUUGUGUUGCCCGUCUAUGAAGGGAUCCCCAUCUUGCCCACAUGGGAGGCUCUUCCUCUGGCAGGGAAGGCUAUUCAUAAGGAGCUGGAGGGUUUGGUGACUGAGCAGUGCACAGUAGACACAGACUCGAGCCCUGGCCAGAGCCUGCCCACCGUCAUCGGAUCCAUUCCAGAAGAGGUUGUUGAGGACAUCAAAGUGCGGACCUGCUUUGUGAGUGACCUGCAGAGGGGUCUGAAGAUUCAGGAGGCCAAGUUUAACCUGGACGGAACUGCUGAGCGCCCAGCCCCUCCCCCUGAUGUUGACUAUCCUCUGGAUGGGGAGAAGAUCCUGCACAUCAAAGGCUCCAUACGGGACUCUGUGAUGGAGAUGCUGUUUGAGCAGGACAAUGAGGAGAAGUCGGUGGCCACACUCAUCCUGGACUCUCUGGUGAAGUGUCCGAUAGACACGCGGAAGGCCCUGUCAGAGAACAUCGUGGUGAUCGGUGGUACGGCCAUGCUGCCAGGCUUCCUGCACCGUCUCUUGGCCGAAAUCCGCCUGCUGGUGGAGAAGCCAAAGUACCGGCAGGCCCUGGCUACCAAAAGCUUCAAAUUGCAUAGUCCACCGGCCAAACCCAACUGCACCGCCUGGCUCGGAGGUGCCAUCUUCGGCGCGUUGCAGGACAUUCUGGGUAGUCGUUCUGUGUCACGGGACUACUACAACCAGACGGGACGCAUCCCUGACUGGUGCUGCCUGAGCACGCCUCCGCCCGAGUCCGUCUACGACGCCAGCAAAGCCGCCCCACCCCUCAUGAAGAGAGCCUUCUCGACAGAGAAAUAAUGUCCCACCCCACAUAUCAUCCCAACACUUGUGUAUAUAGCCCUGUGUAUGUUCAUUACAGAUAAAACAUCAUUGCUUUACAAAUAUGAACAGAAGACAUGAGCAACUGUCUACCAGCUACUUAAAUCACACCAUGCUUCUAAUACAUGCAUACGCCUGUCAGGUUUGCUUGAGGUAGACGUAUUUAACUUAUAUCACUGUGGCUCUUAAUGUUCUCUUAUAGUGUUUUUGUUUCUUCAUCAUUUUAAGUAUUCUGUUUAAAUAAAUCCUCCCCUAAAGCUUGACUUAAGUGACACGACCCUCUGCACCUCUGUGAGUAGUUCCCAUGUGCUCCCACUAGGUGGCGACGAGCAGAGUGUGCAGGCCGAGUGAGAGGAGUGAGUGUGUAUCUGUCAGAUAGAGUCAGUGCUGCAGCUCCCACCGUACGGACCCACGUCUCUGUUUACAUUUCCCAGAGCUCACGUCUGAGAUACAGAUCUCAUUUGAUCCACUUUAUCUGGAGUUCUAGCCGGGAAAGUGGGGAAAAUUCAUGCCAGGACACAGAUCAGUGGAAGACACAUGGGACCUAUUUCCUACAGCAUAUGUAGGUCAGGUCUCUAAAUAAUGAUGCCUUUUAUUUUCUGUACAUUAUAUUCUGUACAUUACAUUACAAGUUCUCACACAUAUUUUGGCAGCACAGAAUAUAAUAUCCAUAAAGAGAUAUUGCAAGUCCCUGUUGGUUUGUAGAACAUCGUUAUGGCGUUCUGUUAUGCUUCUUAUUUAUUGUUUAGUGCUUUUCAUGAGAAAAAGAAUCUCCUAUAUUGAUCUGGAUUUGGACCCACAGUCCCGUGGCUUAAAUAAACAUUCCCAGAGAAAGUC
Alosa alosa (allis shad) is the source of this 2225-nucleotide messenger RNA. RefSeq names its product actin related protein 10 (gene actr10). Lineage: Eukaryota; Metazoa; Chordata; Actinopteri; Clupeiformes; Clupeidae. Bases 114 to 1367 code for a protein of 417 amino acids. Gene Ontology annotation, biological process: retrograde axonal transport of mitochondrion. The record is from RefSeq and is a predicted model, not a curated record. The transcript is spliced from 13 exons.